AUGUCAGAAUCUGACGCUAAAUGUAAAGAAGAUGCGACUACCGAAGUUCCUGUGAAGGAAGAGGAUUCUAAUCCAAUUAUUAGAGCACCACAGUUUCCUCCACCACCAGAGGGAAUAUCUAAAUCUCAAUGGAAGAAAAUAUGCAGAAAGAAGCGCUUUGAAGAGACCAAAGCCGAGUAUGCGUUGAUACGUAAAGAGAAGAAAGCUAAGGCGAGACAAGCUCGUCGUGAAAAGUUGCAAGAAUAUCUUGACAAAGGAGAAGAGAUUCCAGAGGAUCUAAAACGCCCACCAAAGGUGAAUCUAAAUCAAAAGGAUUCUGGAAUUUCCAUUAUUCUCGACUGCGCCUUUGAUGACUUGAUGAAUGAUCGUGAAGUUGUCAGUUUGUCUACCCAAAUCACUAGGGCAUACUCUAGUAACAAGAGAGAGAAUCAUUAUGCAAAGAUAAAGGUCACUUCUUUCGAUAAAAGAUUGAAGCAACGUUUCGACAACGAGUUGAGUAAUUGCAACUAUAGUAACUGGAAGAAUUUCACAUUCGAUUCCGAUCCUACAUUGCCUACAGAGAAUGUUGUGUACUUAACUGCGGAUACAGACGAAAAGUUGGAAACAUUGGAGCCUGGCACUACUUACAUUGUUGGUGGUAUAGUGGACAAAAACAGACACAAAAAUUUGUGCCUCAAUAAAGCCAAAGAACUCAAUAUUCCAACCAGAAGAUUACCUAUCGAUGAAUUCAUUUCACUAGCAGGUAGAAAAGUUCUUACUACCAGUCAUAUGGUGCAAUUGAUGUUAAGGUACUUUGAUAAUAAAGACUGGAAAGAAGCAUUCGAAAGUGUGCUUCCGCCAAGAAAGUUAGGUGAUAAAAGUGGUUCUUCCGAAGAAUAG
Messenger RNA from Kluyveromyces marxianus DMKU3-1042, 879 nucleotides. RefSeq names its product tRNA (guanine(9)-N(1))-methyltransferase (gene TRM10). NCBI's taxonomy places the organism in Eukaryota, Fungi, Ascomycota, Saccharomycetes, Saccharomycetales, Saccharomycetaceae. Gene Ontology annotation, cellular component: nucleus. Gene Ontology annotation, biological process: tRNA N1-guanine methylation. Gene Ontology annotation, molecular function: tRNA binding. The coding region runs from base 1 to 879 and encodes 292 amino acids. The transcript has a single exon. The record is from RefSeq and is a predicted model, not a curated record.